Messenger RNA from Anopheles maculipalpis, 1966 nucleotides. Its product is annotated as glucose dehydrogenase [FAD, quinone]. Lineage: Eukaryota; Metazoa; Arthropoda; Insecta; Diptera; Culicidae. The transcript has a single exon. Gene Ontology annotation, molecular function: oxidoreductase activity, acting on CH-OH group of donors; flavin adenine dinucleotide binding. The record is from RefSeq and is a predicted model, not a curated record. Bases 9 to 1874 code for a protein of 621 amino acids.
AAGUAAAUAUGGUAUUCAAUGUACUGAUAGCAUCGUCUGUGAUCAAAACGGCCACCGUCGUUGGUUCUAGUCUGUGGCUCAUCCCAUUUCUUUUGGGAGCCAUCUCCUACUAUCGCUACGAUCGCGUCGAUCCGGAGUCGCGCGUCAUCAAUCAGGAAGCGUUACUGCCGGAGUAUGAUUUCGUCGUCGUUGGUGGUGGCUCAGCCGGUGCCGUCGUUGCAAACCGGCUAACAGAGAUCCACCGGUGGAAGGUGUUGCUGCUGGAGGCCGGACCGGAUGAGAAUGAAAUUUCCGAUGUGCCGUCGUUAGCGGCGUACCUGCAGCUCAGCAAGCUCGACUGGGCGUACAAGACAGAACCUACGAACAAAGCGUGCCUAGGCAUGGUGAACAAUCGCUGUAACUGGCCGCGUGGCAAGGUGCUUGGCGGCUCUUCAGUGCUUAACUACAUGAUCUACGUGCGUGGCAAUCGGAACGACUUCAACCAUUGGGAAUCGUUAGGCAAUCCUGGCUGGGCGUAUGAUGAUGUGCUACAGUUUUUUGUCAAAUCCGAAGACAACCGAAAUCCGUAUCUUGCUCGCAACCCGUACCACGGACAGGGUGGAUUUUUGACCGUGCAAGAAGCUCCCUGGCAUACACCGUUAGUAGCCGCGUUUGUGGAAGCUGGUACAGAGAUCGGAUACGAAAAUCGAGAUAUCAACGGAGAGCGGCAGACGGGAUUUAUGAUAGCACAGGGCACUAUUCGACGAGGUAGUCGCUGUUCGACCGCAAAAGCUUUCCUACGACCCAUUCGACUUCGCAAAAAUCUGCACAUCGCAAUGAACGCACACGUCACGAAGCUUGUCAUCGAUCCAGAAACAAAACACGCGGUCGGUGUGGAGUUCAUUCGUGGUGGCAAGCGGCACCAUGUGCGUGCUCGGAAGGAAAUCAUUAUGUCGGCUGGGUCGAUCAACACACCACAGAUACUGAUGCUUUCCGGCAUUGGACCUCGGGCACAUCUGGACGAUGUGGGCAUUACGACCAUCCAAGAUUUGCCUGUUGGCGAAAACCUACAAGAUCACGUUGGCAUGGGAGGAUUAACGUUUCUGGUGGACAAACCUGUAGCGAUUCUGCAGAACCGUCUCGAAGCGGGUUCCGUAACGAUGAACUAUGUGAUUAACGAGCGUGGUCCAAUGACCAUACUGGGUGGGCUGGAGGGCAUCGCUUUCGUUAAUACGCCCUUCGCUAACGUCACCGAUGACUGGCCGGACGUUCAGUUCCACAUGGCGCCGGCUUCCCUCAACUCGGAUGGUGGCGCUCGAGUCAAAAAAAUCCUUGGUCUACGCGAGGAUCUUUACAAAGAAGUAUUUCACCCGAUCGAAGAUACGUACAGCUGGACAAUCAUGCCACUGCUGUUGCGACCAAAGUCCCGUGGCUGGGUUCGCCUCAAGUCAAAGAACCCUUUCCACUAUCCGCUCAUGAAUCCGAACUACUUCGAGGAUCCUUUCGAUGCAGCCACGCUCGUCGAAGGUGCAAAGAUAGCGCUCCGUGUCGGUGAAGCUAAAGUGUUCAAACAGUUUGGCAAUAGAUUGUAUCGUAAACCGCUACCGAAUUGUAAGCAGUUUAAAUUCCUAUCAGACGAAUAUCUCGACUGUCAGGUGCGUACGAUAUCGAUGACCAUCUACCAUCCAGUUGGUACGGCCAAAAUGGGACCGCACUGGGAUCCCGGUGCGGUAGUGGACCCAAGAUUACGGGUAUACGGCAUAUCCGGGUUGAGGGUGAUCGACGCCAGCAUCAUGCCGACCAUCGUCAGCGGUAACACGAACGCGGCCGUUAUCAUGAUAGGUGAGAAGGGUGCACACAUGAUCAAAGAAGACUGGCUAGGGCACGAUCGAUGAGAUACCGCGCAUCUUCAGCUGUAACUAGUAAACAACCCUGUGCCAUUCCAAAGUCCGGAGCAAAUUUUCUAGCCAGCACAACCGUAAACCCC